AGCUGACCUGCGACCACUUUCCGCAUUCGCCAACUACAACCGCCAUUUUCGACACAACCAUGCCCUCUAGAACAGCAUACACAAUUCUCGCCUUCGGCGCAGUCUCCCUACUCACAGGGAUAUAUAUCCUCCUCUCUCCUGAAUCCAUGUUAUCCAUGCUAUCAUUACCAAGCGCAUCGCUCCCAUCAAUACGAGCAAAUGCGUCAGCCGCCAUUGCAAUGGGUAUAUAUUACACCCUAGCGUUUGUUCAGGAUGAUCGAACUUUCUUUGCGGCGACUAUUCCGAUAAGGAUGCUUACUGCAGCUGUGCUUGGCAUGCAGGGGGGAGCGUGGUUGUAUGUGGCCCUUUGGGAAGGGAUUGGGGCAAGUUUUACUGGUGUUAUAUUGGCGCUUGAGGGAUUCCAAUCGAGAAAGAUUGAAGGGACUAAACAAUAUUAGAAGAAUGGUGACAAAUUACUCAAAUCAUGGCAAACGCAUGCCUUCUGAUUUAGAAGUGCAGACUAUUAGAUGGAGGGCUAUAUUCAUGGCCAUGAGUACCAUG
Molecule: messenger RNA, 540 nt
Organism: Aspergillus ruber CBS 135680
Lineage: Eukaryota; Fungi; Ascomycota; Eurotiomycetes; Eurotiales; Aspergillaceae
Exons: 2
Coding region: 60-437 (125 amino acids)
Source: RefSeq, a predicted model, not a curated record